AUGGCGGGCACUCAACCCACUCUCAACGACCUUGCGGCGAAGAUCACCAAACUUGCGGAGACAUUUACCACCUUCCUUCGUGACAACGAUGUGCCCCAGCCCACUUUUGCCGCCGAUAGCCCCAUCAGCUAUGAGAAACUGACGACAGAGAGUUUUCUGAUGCGCCAGGAGCUCUUAGAUACACUGAUGGACAUGUGGUACCUGACACAGGGUCCUAGUGAAAGUACUUUUAACUAUGUUCACAGUUGCAUGCCCGAUGCGGCGGCUCUUAAUGUUCUGAACCACUUUGACUUCUGGUCUGCGGUGCCCCUGGAGGGUUCCGCGUCAUAUGCCGAGAUUGCAAAGCACACUUCUCUUCCAGAAGAAGUUGUGCAGCGUGUCAUAGAGCAUGCAACAACCCUCCGCAUCUUCGCACAGACAGAACCCGGCAAGACGUCAACGCGGAUUGAGCAUUCCAGUCGAUCAGCUGCUCUCGCGCGCUCUUCAGGCCUGAGAGCCCUUGUAUCAACGCUUCUGGACGAUGCUGGCGCACCAAUGAUGGUCUUGAACAAAGCCCUGGAAAUAUACACCUGUGGCAAACCUGAGUUGACAACCGAUAUGUCUGAAACAUCUUUUGCCUUGUAUCAAAGCGGGAAGACCCUUGGUGGAUACACCAACAGCUGGCAACUUCUUGAGAAUGAUGGUGAGGGAGAAAAAAAGGGAUGGCGUCAGAAGAACUUCGUAGAGUUCAUGCGUUACAUUAAGGAGAUUUUCCGCCUAGAGGAAUUGGUAUUAGAAUCCUAUAAUUGGAAAGCGGCGGGUAAAGUAACAGUAGUUGAUCUUGGUGGAUCGGGCGGCCAUGAUGACAUCGCCUUGGCGCGGAAGUACCCGGAUCUUAACAUCGUGGUGCAGGAUCUGCCCAAAGUCCAGCCGGCCUUUGAGGCAAACGUUCCAGAGGACCUCAAAUCUCGUGUGACUUUUAUGCCCCAUGAUUUCUUCAAUCCUCAACCGAUUCAGGCCGAUAUCUACAUGAUAAAGCUGAUCCUUCAUGACUGGCCAGACCAGGAGUCGAUCAAGAUAUUGCAGGGUUUGAGGCCAGCGAUGAGGCCAGGGGCGCGUGUCAUUUUCAUCGAUUACGUUGGUAAGCAAGGUGAGCCAGAUGGUCCACCACUGCCGCGUUCCAUUCAGCAGAUGGGAACAGCAACAGAUAUUAGAAUGAUGGCAUUGUUCAAUGCCAAAGAACGCCCCGCCAGUGCUUGGAAGGAUAUUUUCCGCGCGGCAGAUGAACGUUUUGAAAUUACCCGAUUUGAGGUAAACCCUUUGACGUUCUUUGUAGUGAUAGAGGCGGUUUGGCGCGAGUGA
Ophidiomyces ophidiicola is the source of this 1341-nucleotide messenger RNA. RefSeq lists its product as uncharacterized. Bases 1 to 1341 code for a protein of 446 amino acids. The record is from RefSeq and is a predicted model, not a curated record. Gene Ontology annotation, molecular function: O-methyltransferase activity. NCBI's taxonomy places the organism in Eukaryota, Fungi, Ascomycota, Eurotiomycetes, Onygenales, Onygenaceae. The transcript has 3 exons.